GUUCCCCAACUCCUAGCACUAGAACUAGCAGCUUAUAGGCACUUGGUACUGCUAAGUGUUUGCUUGAAUUAAUGAUGUUCAGGGGCUUCCUUGGUGGUCCAGUAGUUAAGACUCUGCUUCCCCUGCAGGGCAUGCAGGUUUGAUCCCUGGUUGGUGAACUAAUAUCCUGAAUGCCACCAGGAGUAGCAAAAAAAAAAAAAAAAAUUAUGUUCAAAAUAAACUUUUUUAAAAGCACUAGAUCCCAAAAGGUUGUCUGAGUGAUCAGAGAUUAGAAUUUACAGUCAUAGAAUGUCAGAAAUGGAAGGAAUCUUAGAAAUCAUCUACUCCUAUUUUUUUCAUUUUCAGAUGAAGAAACUAAGAACUAAGAGAGAGGUGACGAGCUAAGAGAAGGAAAGUCAUUCACUUGAAAUCACACACCAAUUUGGAAACAGAGUCGUGAAUAAAUACACUGUUCAUCAGAUGUUUAGUGACUCUCCAGCACGUAUCCAAAAUGGAAGGGAAUACACUGCACCCCUCACACCUCAUUGGUGCUCCCUUAAUGUAAGCUGGAUAAUUCUAAGACGGACUUGAGGAGCUUGGAGACCCCUCACCACCACUGUGGCUCUAACGUGUAAGUUCUUCCCUCCCUUCGCAAAGGACCCCUCAAGCUUUUGCGAACAGUGCUGGGUAACUUGAUGGGGCGGGUAGUCAGAGGUCCCGUAGAAAAGGCUGUGGAAGCCAUAGAUCCUUUCCCUCUCUAAAACGGGACACCGGCAAACACAAUAGUUUGCACGUAGUUUCAGGAUAUCCUGUCCCACCUGACGACCUGCUCUGGAACUUAAAAGGCAGGGGUGGGUUUGCGGGUGAGAGAAAAAAGCGGGAGGGAAAAGCAGAGCAACACUCCAGGACCUGUUUCCCUUCCCAAGCGCACAUUCCUCUGCCCCAGUCCCGCUCCCGCCGCCUCCACUGCCAGCGGAGGCCCUGGUCUCCCGUUCCAACUAUUCCAACCAUCCUAGGAAGGGUGGGGCGCUCGGCUCUUGGGUCCCCCUGGGCUGCCCCUCCUUCUCCAGCAUCGGUCUCCCCUUCUGCCCCGGUCCCUCCCUUUCUGGGGUCGGGCCAGCCAAUGGGCGACGAGACUCCUGGGUUUGGCCUGGGAUUCGGGGAACUCACCGAUCCCCCGCCCCACAGUUCUGGCCACCAUCCCGGUGCGCACGGACGUGGCUCGAGUUUCCUCCGCGCUCUCUUUCGCUCUUCCUCUUCUCCGGGUCUCCCGCUCCCGCUUCAGCUCCACCCGGCCGGCCCCGCACGGCUCCGGGCAGCCAUGGAGGACACCCAGCUCCACAUCAUCGAGCAGCCGCUUUCCGGGUACCCCGACGCCGGGGACCAGGGGUCCUCCACUAUGGGGGCUCCGGCGGCCGAGGAGCCGUCGGGGGCCGGCUCUGAGGAGCUGAUCAAAUCAGACCAGGUGAACGGCGUGCUGGUGCUCAGCCUUCUGGACAAAAUCAUCGGCGCCGUCGACCAGAUCCAGCUGACCCAAGCGCAGCUGGAGGAGCGGCAGGCGGAGAUGGAGGGGGCCGUGCAGAGCAUCCAAGGUGAGCUGAGCAAGCUGGGCAAGGCGCACGCUACCACGAGCAACACCGUGAGCAAGCUGCUGGAGAAGGUGCGCAAGGUCAGCGUCAACGUGAAGACCGUGCGCGGCAGCCUGGAGCGCCAGGCCGGCCAGAUCAAGAAGCUGGAGGUCAACGAGGCCGAGCUGCUGCGGCGCCGCAACUUUAAAGUCAUGAUCUACCAGGAUGAAGUGAAACUGCCGGCCAAAGUGAGCAUAGGCAAGUCGCUGAAAGAGUCGGAGACGCUGCCCGAGAAGGAGGGCGACGAGCUGGCCGAGGGCGAGAGGCCGGAGGAGGACGCGGCGGCGCUCGAGCUGUCGUCGGACGAGGCGGUGGAGGUGGAGGAAGUCAUCGAGGAGUCGCGCGCCGAGCGCAUCAAGCGCAGCGGCCUGCGGCGCGUGGACGACUUCAAGAAGGCCUUCUCCAAGGAGAAGAUGGAGAAGACCAAAGUGCGCACGCGCGAAAACCUGGAGCGGACCCGCCUCAAGACAAAGGAGAACCUGGAGAAGACGCGGCACACCCUGGAGAAGCGCAUGAACAAGUUGGGCACGCGCCUGGUCCCUGCCGAGCGCCGCGAGAAGCUCAAGACCUCGCGAGACAAGCUGCGUAAGUCCUUCACGCCCGACCACGUGGUCUACGCGCGCUCCAAGACCGCGGUCUACAAGGUGCCUCCCUUCACGUUCCACGUCAAGAAGAUCCGCGAGGGCCAGGUGGAGGUGCUGAAGGCCACGGAGAUGGUGGAGGUGGGCGCCGAGGAGGAGGAGGGCGGCGCGGAGCGCGGCGAGGCGGCAGACCUGCUGCGCGGGAGCAGCCCCGACGUGCACACGCUGCUGGAGAUCACGGAGGAGUCGGACGCCGUGCUGGUGGACAAGAGCGACAGCGACUGAGCCGGGCGCGGGGCUGUGCCCGGAAGACCGCGCCGCCCCGCCUCUCCCCGCCCCCGCCCCGAUUCCUUUCCCUCCACGAACUUUCUCUUUCGCAUUCUCUCUCUCUCUCCCUCUCUCUCUCUCCGCCCCAAACGGGCUGAGAUGUUUCUAAAUUGAGAACACCUCCCCACAACGAGCACCCCCUCCAAGUCUUACAGCUAUUAAGACGAGGGGGAGGCAGCCUGCACCAUGGACAGCCCCACUGUAGGCGUAGGCUGGGUGGAAAUGCAGAGGGCGGUGAUUCGUGUCCUGGUGAUCCAAGUCGGGAAUCCUAGAGGAAAUUGCUGUCGUUUCCGUGAUUAGGCCCAGGCUUGGGGCAGGCUGCCUUCUCCCCGCCCCCAACCCCUACACACGCACAUUUACCCGGCUGCUGUCAUUCCUGUUCACUGAGCUCUUCUUUCUCAUCCUGAUCUCUAGCGGCUUCAAAGCCAAAAUUACCAUGAAAGGGAAGAGUGCAUCCUGAAGAGGCCCCUUGCCCACACGGGAGACCCCACACUGGAAGGAUUUGAAAGCAGCUUUUGGGAGUAUCUAGGGCCGUGCGGGAGAGAGGGCAGAGUAAGCCAUGACCCUACAUGAGGGUCUAGCACAGGCUGUAUCUGCAAAAGUUCCCAGUAAGGAAGGCUGGAUCUAGGCAGAGUGCUGGGGGAGGGAGGGAGGGCACUUCAUGUUUAUGCAUCUGCACACAGGAGCACAUGGCUAUGGCUCUGAAGAAAAACGGAAAAUAGUAGAAGGUGGAAAUGGGCGAAAAGAGAAUGCUCAUUAGUAGCAGGAGAAACACAGGACAAGGAUCCCAUCUUACUGGGGUUCACAGAGGACAGCAGGCAGGACAAUUUUUCAGAACUACUAGGGAGGGCAGUGUGAGAAAUCCAUCAUCCAAGAAGAGAGCGGUAAGCUUUACCCCUUAUCUGUACUGGUUGUGGUGCCCCCAGGGGCAGCCCAUUUCUCAUAGCCCAGAAUAUUAGGGUCCCAGAAGAGGGCAGCACCAGGCUCCAGAGAGCUGGUAUUAUAGUUAGGAGGGAGGCUGAUGGGAAAGAGACCAGAUGCUAAAGGCCAGGCCACCAAAUUGAGAGCAGGAGGGGAGGAGAGGAGAGUAAGGAAUUCCUGUGUGUAGGGCAGCCCAGCCUUGGCUCACUCCUGGCAGUUUCUUCUCAAGAUCCUUCCAUAGAGCUAGUAUCAUAAAGCUGUAGAACAUGCCAAGACCUCCUUAGCCUUGUGGGUUCCUCUCCUGAAUCUUUGGGGUGAGGGGUGCUGCUUCCAGUUCAAAGGCCUGACUGCUGAUCAGGUUCUUCUCAGGACACUUCAGUCUGUUCUUCCCCCAUAAAGAGGACUUGUCAGAAGCAAGGACACCCCCCUCACCCCCAACUCACAGCCCACAGAGGAGAGCUGAAGGCUCCCUCCUCCCCUCACAUCCUCUGCCUUAUCUUCCCUGCUCUGCAUUUUAGAAAAUUGCAGCUAAUUGUUUUAAGGGGUGGCGGGAGGGAGUCUGGGGACACACCUUUUAUACAACACAAAGCUUUGCUUCCCCCUGCUCCCCAACCCUUGGUUCCCUUCUCUCUUCCAAAUGGUUGGAGACACAUCAGCUGAAGUAGGAUGGGGAUUGUGGGACGAGGUUCCUUGGUGCUGAUGGGCUGAAGGGGCCUGAGUUGUGGGCAGAUACAGUUUCCUGUGGGCUCUGGGGAGCCUCUCAUGUUGCUGUGUCCUGGUGAGCAGCCCGACCAAUAAACCUGCUUUUCUAAAAGGA
Odocoileus virginianus texanus is the source of this 4253-nucleotide messenger RNA. The record is from RefSeq and is a predicted model, not a curated record. NCBI's taxonomy places the organism in Eukaryota, Metazoa, Chordata, Mammalia, Artiodactyla, Cervidae.